Molecule: messenger RNA, 3318 nt
Organism: Caenorhabditis elegans
Lineage: Eukaryota; Metazoa; Nematoda; Chromadorea; Rhabditida; Rhabditidae
Gene: cnd-1
Product: Neurogenic differentiation factor 1
Exons: 3
Coding region: 2596-3174 (192 amino acids)
Cellular component (GO): nucleus
Molecular function (GO): protein dimerization activity
Source: RefSeq, marked reviewed
GACUUGCAUCAUCAUACAAAUAUACCGCCCGUACUCCUGAAAACGUUCAACAUACGGUGCCAAAUCCGUUUAGAAAUGUGUGACAGUGACAAGGAAUUGGUCUAAUUAGGUGUGAUGCAAUGCGGUAACCAAACUGUCAAAGGAUGGAAUUCAACUAGGGGAUUUAUGAGUCAAGAGGUGUGAAAUUUUGGUAUUUGGUUUCUAGCAGAACAAAAGGUAUAUGAACUCAAAUGAGGAAAUGUGAUAAUCAAAUUGUGAAAUUAUUGGUUUUAGAAUAUCCAUGAAACUUAAUUUUUCAGUGUCAAAAGAAAUAAUCUCGAGCCUUUUCAAAUUGCUCGAAAAGUGGAUUUUUGGACGCUUUCGAUAAUUUUCAGAGAUUCUAGAUUCCACGGGGAAAAAUCUGCACAAGUACUUGCCUAUCUUCCUUCCAUUCCGGGCCACUAUUUAAGUGUUCUUUCUGUGUUUUUUCCUAGUCUCUUCAAAAGAUGAAUGACCAACUGUUGGUGGCAGCUGGCUAGAUAGCACAUGAGUAUAGGAGACUAAGACAUUUGAAGGACUUGAAUUAAUUAUUGCCAAUUUAGGUUAGCUUGAGGAUGGACUGAGGCCAUUACCGGAAGAAGGGUGUUAUUAGAAAAAAAUAGAGGAAAGAAAAGAAAACAGUUAUGAUUUAAAUGGAAAGUUAAUUGGCAUUAAGUGAGAUUCUCAUUAACUCAUUAUUUGCGCGAAAGUGGUACAUUUCUCUUGAACUAAAACAAACAAACUGAAAUGUAUUCAGUAAAUUUUUUCGCUGAAGUUUUUUCCAAAACUAGUCUUGGUUUUAGGAUGUUUUUUUGUAAGAUUAGGUUUUUAUUAUAUUAUUUUUUGAUAAAAUAUGUUAACUUUAUAACCAACCUUUUCAUGUUUUAAAACAAAAAGUGACUAAUAAAGUGCUCUAAAAGGCUUACUGAAUGCUUACCAACUAAUAACAGAAUCUGCAGAUUAGUGAAGUCUCAAAAACAUGCAAUGAAGAAAAAAACUUGUUUUUCAAAACCAUCGUUUUUGUGAAAAGACCUUAUCAACUUCCAAUCAGUUCCCGCGUCAACAAAUAUCUGUGAUCUAUCUAGAACAUUUCUCAGAACAUCCCGUGCACUUAUCUUGAAGAGUAUGUCAGUUACAGAAUUGUGUGACCCUUAUAAAACCUUUCUUGGUAAUUAGAUGAUAUCUGCAUUUACUGAUGCACAUCAUUGCAUAAUUGGAGAAAUAUGACAUAACAACUUUUACUGGAUGUAUACUACUCUAUUUCGAUAACGGUCGUAUCGAUAGAUCCUAUAGAACAAAAAUUCAGACUAUAUGUUUUCACUCUUGGACCUUCACUCUCGGAAUCGAAAAAACGAUGAUAUUUGAAUUUGAAAGAAUAAGACAAUCUAUGAUCUCAAUUUUCAAAUCAGAAUUUGAUUUUCAGAAUUUUUUGUGGAAUAUUUCAUAUUGAUGUAUUGUUUAUAUUGACCCCUGGCAAAAGUCUCACAGUACAAUGAGAUCCCAGAAGAACACUUGGAUUAUGUUCAGGAAGGAAGAAAAUAUUACAGUUGACACCUCUGGUAUGUAGGAUUACAGAGAUUUUCAUUGUUUCAUGAAACUUUGACACCUGCUCAUUGACAUUUGUGAUUUGUAAAAGGUCAAAUAUUUUGAACUGACAAGUUUCUAGUAAUGGGCACUCUACACCUUUGUUAGGCGGGAAUUAAUGGCAAUUCCAGAAAUUCACGGCAAUUUUCAAAUCUAUUUAUAUUUCGAAAUUUAAAAUUACAAAUUGCAAUUGCGUGCAUAUCUGACAUGCUCUCCGGAUCUAACAGAAGAUCAACGAAUGAGAUAGUGCUACUGUUUUAGGCAAAUAACAUGUUAAUCGGUGACACGCAUGUGUUUUGGUUGAGAUAAAAUCAUACUGUAAUUAAUAUGGAGUAGUUGAACUACCGUGGACGAUUUCUAGCAUGUUUCAAGAUUUUUAAAAUUACAAGCACGAGCGUUUUUGUUAACUGGAUCGUUUUCAGAACAAAUUUUUUAUCUAUUGGAAGGGAUUUAUUGAAAUGUGGAACACCAUUCCACACAUGUUAUAAAGCUUCGUAUUUUAAUAUUUAUAGUCAAUAGUGUCGAUCAUGUUACAAGUUUGGCACAUACAUUCAAAAAUAUUAACUUUUUGGAAUGCAGUUUUUUAGUUGGAACAUAAUUAAGAGUCCUUUGCCUUGUUGGUAUACUUAGAACAUUUUGAUAUUUUGUUUUCUAAAAAGUAGAUAAAGUAGAGCUAAAAGUUUUUUUUAAAAGUAUUUUUCUAUGCAAGGUUCCUAUUUUAAGCAAGUUUUCUAAAAUCUGAUUGUAAGACACAUCAACAUUAAACUUUUUCGAAAGUUUCAUCUGUAAAUUUAUCUUUUUAGAACUUUUUAAUGCUAUCAUUGGAAACCAUUCCAUCCUUCCCAACGAACAUCCCGCCCCUUUUGUACACCACGGGCUCUCUGUUCACCCAGCUCCACCAGCCCCGCCCCUCCUUCUGUGAACCAUCCACCAGAUCAGUAGCUCAUUCUCUUUCACUAUACACUUCCCUGUCAUCCAGUUAUAUUUUCUACAAUGCGUCCUACUGAUACUUCAAACUUUGCUCCAGCCGAAAUUUCAAAGCGAAAAGUUCGACGAGUGAAAGCAAAUGGAAGAGAAAGAGCAAGAAUGCAUGGUUUGAAUAAUGCAUUGGAUAUGCUCAGAGAGUAUAUUCCAAUUACUACUCAACAUCAGAAACUUAGCAAAAUUGAGACUUUGAGACUCGCAAGGAAUUACAUUGAUGCUCUUCAAAGAAUGUUGCAAACAAACGAACAACCAACUCCACUUGAAUAUGCUCACACACUUGCCAAUGGAUUGUCACAGACUACCACGAAUAUGUUGGCUAACUUGUUGCAGGUCCAACCUCGUCAACUCCUUCCACCAUCACAAUUCGACAUCUUCUCUGAUCCAUCCCAUCAUCAACUUCAUCCAUCUCAUCCACCACCACAUUCAUCCUUCUCAUCAUCAUCACCAUCAUCUUCAUGUUCUCCACCUCAAUAUUAUUAUUCUCCAACUCAACCAUCAGCUGCUCCACUUCAAGGAUCAUGUGAUCCACAAUAUCAACAAAUGUAUCAUCAACAUUCCCAUCAGAAUACUUUUAAUUAUUCACCAUAAGUUUCGGUUUUUUUUCAAAUAUUUGUUGAGAGUCUCUUUCUUUGAUUUCUGAUUUGUUUGGUUACGGGUCUGUUAUUUAAUUUUAUUUUUGUCACUACAUUUAUACAUCCAGUUGAACUGAAAAAUAAAUUAUUUUAAAGUAUU